Messenger RNA from Parnassius apollo (apollo), 738 nucleotides. Lineage: Eukaryota; Metazoa; Arthropoda; Insecta; Lepidoptera; Papilionidae. The record is from the annotation of a GenBank genome assembly.
AUGAACCGUGAGCACGAGCGCAUCCGUAAUGAACUGGAGCGAAUGUCGUCGGCAUUGCCGGCGGCAGCAGCAGCUACGGGGCGAGUUAAGGAUGCCCUCGAGCCCUCGCGCCUCAACCCGCGUCAAGCAUUAGACUCACGGGACUAUGACCGACAGAUAGCAGAUUAUGCACUCGAGUCCGCUGGCGCCCGAAUUUUGGACACUGGCGAUACCCAGGAAUACGUGAUCCAUGAUUCGUCAGUGGGCUGGGUACUCCAUAUUGUGAGUGCUUUGCUGUGCCGUGAAUGUCCCGGGGCCUCUGCAAUUCUUCGCCCUGGUGCACUACCUGGUGAAUGUUGGGCAUUUAAAGGCUCCCAUGGAGAAGUGACCAUACGACUGUUGGGAACGGUCCACGUUACUGGCGUCAGUGUUGAGCAUAUUCCGCCACAUAUUUCACCAACAAAAGAAAUCUCAUCCGCACCACGUUUAUUUCAACUAGAGGGUUUGGAAAGCCGUAAUGACCUCUACCCACAUGACUUCGGGACCUUUGAAUAUGACAAAGAAGGCAAGCCUAUACAAUAUUUUGAAGUAAAACAUCCUGCAGCCACAGGCUACAAUAUCGUGAGAUUUAAAGUAUAUUCCAACUGGGGGCAUCCUCUUUACACUUGCGUUUAUAGAGUUAGGGUACACGGCGAAUUAGCGUCAGGGCAGUUACCGCAAAAGUUGGUAAUCGAUGAAGAUAAAACGCCUUUACACUAA